AUGGCGUCAUCCAGACCUUCUGCGGGAGGGUCUCACCUGCCGGCCGCCCCGGGGAACGUUCUCGAGGCUGUGCUGCUGCUGAGGCCCAUAGACCGCAGCCGGGUGCCAGCCCGCCCCAGAAAAAGUUCACGGGGGCAUGUAGCAGCAGCGUUUCAGGGAUUCUGGAAAAUCACAACUCACAUCUGGCGCCAGGCUUCACCCCCAACGGCCCUGUUCCAGCACCAGCGAAUGUGGUUGUUUUCCAGGAUCCGCUGGGACCUUUGCCCGUGGGGAGUCCUCCCAGAAGGGGAACAGCCUCCCAUGUGGCCCGAGGACCUCGCUCUCUGCUCCUGGGGAUUCGCCCCUCCCAUCAGAGCUCCACCAGGGAGAAUAGAGCUGAACGGUAGCCUGGAACAGACCACAACACCACAUCAUUUGAGGCCAUCCCCGUUGGAACCCAUGUUCAUCUGGCUAAGAAUUUUCUGGAAGGCCAAGAGCCGACCCCUUCUCAUCAGCCCUCAGUCUUCUCCACGCACCACCCCAGCCAUGACCAGCAGCUGCGAGGAAAGGUACUCAACGUCUGCCACCAAAGUGCAGGGGGAGCCGGUCACCUGGGCAGGAACCACAAACCUUCUGACUGUCCAGCUCCGAACCUGCCUCCGGGCACUCUUCACUUGAUGGCACAUUUGGACAGCGCCUGCAAUGCACCACUGUGUGCUUAUGACAGGUAGAAACGGUUACCUGAGAAAGGAGAAGUCCACAUCACAUUUGGGACCACUAUAGGGACUGACAAAUGGGGAAAUAGCUGUUCUGCUUCCUGUAAAAUUUCAGUGUCAAAACGUGGACAGAGGCGGAGGGUAAUGAUGCCUACUCAUGCACCCUCUUGCUCAGCGUGGCCUUCCAGGCUCUGUCCCCUGGCCCCUCCACACAGCCCGGGGCUGGCAGGAAAGUCACUGAGGUUGUGAAACUCACUGCUGUACUCUGUGGGGAAGGAAAGUGAGUCAUAUUUAUGAUAUCACUUUGUACUUUUAGAAUGAGCCUUGAAUUCCACUUUAUUUAUUUAUUUAUUUUUAACAUUUUUAUUUAUUUUUAAGAGGCCCAGAGAGACAGAGCAUGAACAGGGGAGUGCAGACAGAG
Messenger RNA from Leopardus geoffroyi (Geoffroy's cat), 1116 nucleotides. RefSeq lists its product as uncharacterized. The record is from RefSeq and is a predicted model, not a curated record. NCBI's taxonomy places the organism in Eukaryota, Metazoa, Chordata, Mammalia, Carnivora, Felidae. The transcript is spliced from 4 exons. Bases 1 to 657 code for a protein of 218 amino acids.